CGAAAGGGCAGAUGCCCUUACGCGGUUCGAGCUCCCAUUGGCGGGUACUUGGCGCUGAUCUGUCCGGAUCUACGUACUUCGCAGGAUCCAGCGGUGUGGUUCGUCGCGACGCGUUCUCGGGAUUACUAAACUCGCGAACUACAGGGACGAAUGAUCAGCCGCCCCACGUGGGGGGCAACAAGCCUUUCGGGUACGACGGUCUCCUCGUCGGUGGUCUCUGUUUGGUGAACUCUGUCUGGCAGCAACGGCAGCAGCGCCGUCAACAACAACAGCGACUACGACAGCAGCGCCAUCGGCAGCGCGGCCGCCAUCGCAGCGAGAAGAAGAGGCAGCAGCAGCAGCAGCUAUUACUUCGAGGAGAGAAAGAAGAAGAAAUGCCCGUAGGUCCGCGAACGGCGACGCGAUCAAAGAUGGAGGCCUCGUCCAGUUUGUAACACGGCGGCCAGGUCUCGUUUAAAUCGCACCACCAACGGAGCCUCUGAGCGCUCCUCGAGUCGGCUGCCUAAAAGUCGUCUUUUCUUGUUUCGUGCUACUUUUCUUCGCGAGACCCGCGAACUUGGAGGAUGGAGCUACGCGUUGGUAAUAAGUACCGGCUCGGACGGAAAAUCGGGAGCGGCUCCUUCGGCGACAUUUACCUAGGUACCAACAUCUCCACCGGCGAGGAAGUCGCCAUCAAGCUAGAAUGCGUAAAAACGCGGCAUCCGCAGUUACGCGCAGAAACAAAGUUCUACAGAAUUAUGCAAGGGGCUAUUGGUAUACCUACUAUAAAAUGGUGUGGCUCGGAAGGUGAUUACAAUGUAAUGGUGAUGGAGCUGCUUGGUCCAUCGCUGGAAGAUCUGUUUAAUUUCUGUUCAAGAAGAUUUUCUUUAAAGACAGUUUUGCUUCUCGCCGAUCAGUUGAUGAAUAGAACGGAUUAUGUUCAUAGUCGCAACUUUAUUCAUCGAGAUAUCAAACCAGACAAUUUUUUGAUGGGACUGGGAAGGAAGGGGAAUCUUGUGUACAUUAUAGACUUCGGGUUGGCUAAGAAAUAUCGCGAAUAUGGUAAUCACAGACACAUACCUUACCGAGAGAAUAAGAAUCUAACGGGAACAGCCAGAUACGCGAGCAUUAAUACACAUUUGGGAAUUGAGCAAUCACGGAGAGACGACCUUGAAUCCUUAGGGUACGUUCUUAUGUACUUCAACAGAGGUAGUUUGCCAUGGCAAGGCUUGAAAGCAGCGACCAAGAGGCAAAAGUACGAACGUAUCUCUGAAAAGAAAAUGUCCACGCCCGUCGAGGAACUGUGCAAAGAUUAUCCCGUAGAGUUCGCGACGUACCUAAAGUAUUGUCGAGGAUUACGUUUCGAGGAGAGGCCAGAUUACUCGUAUCUUCGACAACUCUUCCGGACGCUGUUCCACAGACAGGGCUUCAGUUACGACUACGUCUUCGAUUGGAACAUGUUGAAGUUCGGGAACAAGAGGCAGUCAACGUUGUCCUCGGCGCAACAGGUACCGAUGAACUCGCAGCAAACGAACGCAGCGCCGCCCACCGGAACCAAUAACGAUCAGGAACCUCGAUCAAGGCCCGCCUACAGGCGGCAGUAUCUGCCGAACGCGACCCCCAAUCUGAGAAGUUUGCAGCAUAAACGCGAGGCGAUAGACGCGCCUUGCGAUCAGGACAAUCAAGAUAAGAGUGAUUUCCAAGCGACGGGCGCGGGUUUCCAGCCGCGAAGGGUCAGUAUGAGGUUGCUAAGUAAGGAUGCAGCUGCUGCUGCGGGAGAAAUGCAGCCCAAGUCCAACGCCAAUGCGACGGCAAUGGCCCCGCCUUAGGUCAGGCUGACAGGCGUUCAGCGGAAGUGAACCAACAGCAGCAGCAAUAGCAGACUACUAAUGGUCGUGGUGGUCGGGCGAAGCAACGUCGUCAGCAGCGUCGACGGUGCGUCGUCGGUGUCGUCGAGUCGUGACCCUCUGGCGACGAGCUUUUGCGAACGAUAUCGCAACAGGCUCUGGGAUCGUCGCGAUCGCCAGGUUAUCGAUCCACGGGAAUCCUCGUGAACGACACGUCGCGCGCGAGUCCUCGAGGGAGAUCAAGAACGACUCGCGAUCGCAACAGUUGGGACGAUCCAGGCGCCCAGACCGAUUUUAACAAACGAUCGUAACCACACACACGAGUGAUUGUACCAAUGUCAGCGUGAACCACGAUCGCCAACGAACUCGAAACUUAUCAUCAUCCUGGCGAUCGGUUCAUACACACACACACACACACACAUGGAGAGGUCCGUAAUCGCGAUUGUACAGUACGCGAUCUUCGAUGAUGGCAACUGCAGUAGCCACGAUCGAGCGCGAAUCUUUCCGCGUCCCCCCGUUCAGCCUAUUUUUCAUUAUCGACGUUCGAGGAUUCGUAUAAAUAUGUAUAGCAUAACGACGUUUAUAGCACGUGGAACAAACAUAAUGACUUGUACUUGUAUCGAGUUGUCCGUUGCACAUCAGGAGUUAGGUUUUUUUUUUAUUUUUCUUGUUACGGAACUUUCAUGUUCGCGAAGAAACGUGUUUUUUUUUUUUUUUUUUUUAAAUAAUUAUUUAGUGUUUUAAGGGUUACCGUAGGGCGUCUCUGUAUUUUUAAGCGAGACACUUUUGUUAUCUUCACUGGCGUGAAAAGUAGCGAAAAGGAUUUAUCCGUAGGUUGUUUUUUUGUCUUUUUAACGGAGGACUUCCUCGCGACGCGAUUUGCAAAUGGUGGUUUUUAGCUGCUCGUUUCCGUUCAGAGUCACUGUGUUUGUUCCAACGAGUAAACUAAAUCGGAACCGUAGUUUUCGUGGUAAGCGAGCGCAAGAUAUACUCGGUGGGCAAACUUGAAAGCGACGUUGGUCUUAUAAAAAGAAUUUUAUAUCAUUGUAUUUUUAUGGAAGUAUCGUCGAUGGAUCAUCGAGGGUUUUCAGAUUAAAAUCGAACCGGACGCGACGUGGUUUGGAACAUAUUUACUUAUUUCGUAAGUAAAAGAUCAGACUAUGUACUUAUUAAACAAGUAUGCAAGUAUAAUCCAAGUUAUGUCGUUUUGGUCUUGUUUUAACGGAUGUUCGCUGUAAUUACGGCUUUGUUUGACCUCAUUUUGAUGAGAAAACCUUCGCCGAUGCAUCGAUGGUAUUCUCACGAGGAUCCAAUGAGAAUUUGCAAGAAUAUCUGCAACGUCGCUUUGAAAUUCGACGAACCGUAGUAUAUACAUGUAAUAUAAAGUAUAAUAUUGAUAUAACUUGCUUAAAAAAAAAAAAAAGUACACGAAAAACAAGAUUCUACUAAUUCUGUGAUCAAGAAACACCAACAUUGCACGACCUUAAAAGAGCCCGCUUUUAAUGUCUACACCCAACCAUUUCAGUCAUUGUGACGUAUUUUUUUAUGUCUUUUUGUCCAUUUCUACUAAUCAUAGACACGUUUUCGAAGUCUAUAAUAAUAAUAAUCGAGGAACGUGCCCUAGUUAACGAAUCAACUAUCGCGUCAAUUUCCCAUGCCCAGACCUGGAACAAAUACAACACAAUUGCGUUUUUAUUAAUCAAUUAACGUGCUCAAAAACUAAAAUGCCUUAAAACUUUGUAACAAAUUACAAAUCUUUGUAUCGUCGAGACAAUUUUAUUAUUUGAAAUGCGAUAGACGCGUUGUUUUUUUUUUAUUUUUAUUUUAAAUAAAAUUUGUCCAGGUCUGUGCAUGUUCCGGGGAGGUCUUCGUCAUACGUUUAAAUUACUGUGUGUGAUAUAAUAAUAUUCAACAAUUCAAUGGUUAUACUCAUUAUUUUGUAGUAUUCCUAAUGGCAGUAAUAUUAUCAUAAAAUUUACAAAUAUUAAGACUCGUCGUAAGCGUUUUAAUGGUACGAAAGUUAGAAGCUUCCGUCAAGCAUGUUCGUUAACCAUCUUCGGAUAAACUUAGAGUAGAUAUCGCCUUAGUUUAUAUAUUUUUUUUCGAAACGCGGAGCAUAUUUCAUUGAUAAAUUUAUUGAUGUGAUCGCGUAUUUAUGGCUGUCGCGUGUUAUUCUUUCCGUCUACGAGAGUUUGUAUUCGAUGUUUCGAACGAAAUUACUUAAUCCUCUACUGCGUAAGUAUUAUUUUGUACGUCGGGAUGGAAAUUAUUUCACGGUGGUCUGUGCAUUCCUCCGGCACGAUGAAACGUGGACGCGCCAAUCAUCGAUCCGAGCGUACUGUACAAGUUCGCGUCCGCGCAUAAAUCCGAUCGUCGAUCGAUUCGUUCGUUUCGCGACCGAUUCGCGGUUUCUGCCGCUUACCACUUCUUUUUUUUUAUACGAUUAAACGAAUUUUCGAGGUGGAACGGCGCGAGUGACUCCCGGAACCUGGUCCUGUUCACGAAAGGAGAAAGCUCGCGCGAUUUUAUCGUUUUACUAACGCCGGUCGGAAUUAUUUCCCGGAGAAACGGAAGAAAGUUAGAUCCAGAUGUAUCGUAGAACGCGAUUGUGAAUGAAUUGAUCGCGCAAUGGCGGCCACGAGAAAGAGAAUGAUCGAUGAACAGCACCGCGAGCACCCGGGGACCUUCUGUUUAACGCGUUUGGCUCUGUUUAUUGUAGAACGCGAUACAAAGUUAUGGGGAAGGAUGAAUUGGACGAGAUUGUCGGCGAACUGCACCAAACUCUGUCUUCUCCGGUGCGUUAGAAAAGUCUCGAGCAACGAGUGAUCGUUUGGAAGAGUACGAAGUUCGAGUCUCUGCGAUUCAGGUGACGAACGAAACGAAAGAAACACUGAUUCUGUUUGUAUUCGUUCGAAAACGCGUGUACCGGUAUAAUUUGAGUAGAAUUGUUGCACGAUGCCUCGAAAGGUAACGUUUGACACUUAUUAAUGUUGAAAUACUGUGAUCCUUCAAGCCUUUUAUUGUUUCAGACUUGCUCGAACACGGAAUUUAACUGGAUGAGCAAAUCAAGUCGAAGGCGUUGGAAAAUUCUUUUGUUUGAAAGAUUAAGUAUGCUGCACGCGCCAGAAUCGAAUUCUCUUUCAACAACCAGUCACAGGAGUUUACUACUCCCUGGAAGUUGGUAGUAUCGUAGAGAGUUUUUAUAAUAUUCUAAGAAUCCAAUUGUUUGUCGGUUAAAAUUGGGAGUAUUUUUGGUAAUGUGAACAGAAAACGAUCGUUCCUGGUUUAUCUGGUUUUACGUACCGUGUUAGAUAGGUGUACGUAGACACCUGUGACUGGUCGAGAUCGUGUAUCGAUUUGUUUGCGAAUGAUCGAGGUCGAGGGACUUUUCUAGCGUGCUGUACUCGUCGUGUCCCUAUUUUUGUCCCGUGUGCUUGUGUUUCGUACAAAAUUUCGUGUUCCCCAGGGAGAACAAGGUGGAAGAGAGGGUACAAGACUACUCUCGGACUUUCCGUAACGGAGAAACGAAAGAUGCACGUUAAUUGUUCUGUAAUUCGUGGUACCACCGAAAAAGGACGCGAUCUUUUGUCCAGAAUGUAACGUGGAACACGCUUUUUCAUUUCUAUACUUUGUUUCAAGGAUUUGUCGAGCGUAACGCGACUUGUAAAUUAAAAACGAAGUGCACUUUCAAGUGACGAGUUUUGGGAGUUUAUUCCCACGAAAAUAGAAAGUAAAACGUUUUAUCCUCCAUUUUCUGCUCGCUUCUUCGGCCAUACCAUCGGUCACAUUGUGUAUUGGGUCGGGGAAUAAGUUCAUAGCGUUUUUAUCAAUGAAAAAAUACAGGCUUCGCAUUUUUCGGCAAAUGAAGAUGAUUGAGAAUCGUUUUAUGAUCGCAGUUCAUUUUUUCGGCCAAUUCGCGACUUGUUUGGGGACCGUUCUUCUUCAAAAGUGCUUUGAGACGAUCUUCGUUCGAAUUCAGAAGGUCCUCCAUUGCAAGGCGUGUCGUCGACGUCGAAAUCGCCAUUUUUUAACUUUGCAAACCAUUUCCGUGCUGUAGACUCGCCUAUGACACCUUUUCCGUAUGCUUCAGUAGCUUUUUAGCCUCGAUGAAAAGCAAAGAAGAGCAGGUGUCGAAAAUAUUGUUUUUUACCUUUAAUUAUUCCAUUUCUAAGCGUGAAAAGUAACAAAAAAUUAACUUACUCUCAAAGACGAUCAGCACAGUUUUGUAGAGCAGAAUACACUUUGUCAAACAGCGAAAAGUCGUUGCAAAACGAAAGAAAAUAUAAAAACGCUACGAACUUGUUCCCCAAAACCCAAUACAAUGUCCAUCCGAACGAACUCGACGGAAAUAAAGGUUUUCUUCCGCGUAACGAUUGCCUGAAAGUUGUAAAAAGAAGGAACAACCGUAAAGAAUGAGGGAGAGUCCGAGAGAGAAACGUAAAAAGACAGAAUUUCCGUGUAUCCGAACGAUUUUCGAUAAAAUUUUCGUUAAAAUGAACGUUGUCUACCUUCGUCACUCUUCGCGGACAAAUUUUCCACGUUGGUCGUUUUCUCUUCCCCCCCCCCUGUUCAUCUUUGUACCCUCCGCCUUAUCCCCGAAACAACGUCUUGUAUAAAUAUCGACGACGCGUUGCGUACAAAACAAAACAAACAAAAAAAAAAAAAAAACAAAAAACGAAGCGAGAAAAGAAAAAACGUGAUAAGAAACUUGGUUAUAUAUAAAUAUAUAUAUUAUACCGACACAUGUUUUUCUAUGUAUUUUUUUCAUAGGGUACUACUACCGCUACUAUUAUUACUAUUUACCAUUAACUAUUAACUAUUCACUACUACCAACUAUUACUACUACCAUUACUACCGCUGCUUCUACCGCUAAUUACACUAUUCACUAUGUUGUAACUUGUACGGAGAACGCGAAUCGAUCGCGACGAUCUACUCCCGCCGAGGAAACCGGAAGCGACGGGAUCCACGACCCGGUUUCCCUUCUGUAUCGCGAUCUUAGCGUUAUUCUCUUCUUGCUUACAUUUCGUUUUCCAUUCUUCUGCACUCAGAACCCCAUAUGGAACUCAAAUCUUAUAGAUCACGGAUAGAAUUAUUAACACGUUCACUGUUGGAGCCUCGAAAGAAUAGCUUCAACUCUAAAGUACCAUAUUAAUUUUAUUAUCCUUGUUAAUAUCACUCUGGAGUCCAGCGAAUCUCAUUGUUAUUUGCAAUUAUUUAACACGGAAACUUUCAAUUCGAAGCAACAGAUUUUUAUUGUAUAGUAUUUCGAGGAAAUUGUUGUACUCUAGGGUUGAAGAUGUUCGUCUGCAAACACUUGAAACUUGUACGUCGUUUAUCCCUGCUCCAAUUCUGAGCCAGAAAGCGAUAGAGCACGCUUUUGCUUCUAUAUCUACCGUUUGCGUCCACUAAUAAAAUAUAAAAUUGUUACGUUUUUUGUUCUGUCCUUGCGAAAACAUUUUUUACGGUUUGACGAUAACUUCUCCGUGGAAAUGACACUAAACAGAAUUCAGAAAUUAUUUUAAUUUUCUAAGAUGGAUGGUCCGUGUAAAAUCGUGUUUGGAUUUGUUUUCAUUUAUGACUAAAAUUUCUAGUUUCAUCCCGUACACGUGUGCUUUAUCGUUAUAGGGAUACUUCAUUAUAGUCAACGAUGGUACAUCAAGGGCUACCUUGGAUAUAGUGAACGUGUUAAGAAGAAAAACCGAUGGAUGUCAUAUCCAGUGAAAGAUAUUUUUCAUUCUAGAUCACAGAUGAUCACCGAUCAGAUUUUUGUUAUUAAUAUAAAAAAUGACGUACGAGCAAGAUCAGUCAAAAGUUAGAUUUGAUCGAUGCUUCGUCGAACUACCUCAAAUUCGAAAAUACGCGCGAUACCAUAAUUUGAUCGUAAGCGAUCAUUUCUGAAAUUCUGAAAUUUUGACGAGAAUUUCGAGUUCCGCGAGUCGUUCAUUUGAAAGAAACAAACACUGCCUGUCACGACUGAUAAAUGAACCGUUCUCGAUCCGAUCCGGCGCUUCCUUCUCGUAGAUCGUCGCGAUGUUAGCCGUGGUUCUCGCGAACGAACGAAAUCAUUCUCGUGGCGAUCGACGCCAGCGCAAAUCGAGGAGCAACCACACCUCCGUUUUGUUUCAUUUUUUUCAACGGUGCACAGUUUGCGCCAUUCGAAAUGCGUCCAAUUGUUUUUGUAACCGAAACCGGAUGUCUUUAUUUUCUGUCGCGUUUCCCCAUUGCGAAUCCCAGCUUCGCGCUCGCUUUUAUUACGCAUCGACUGCCAACGCGAUUUUAUUCAAAUCUCCCCUGUAUUUUGUACCUCGAUAUUUAGGACUCCGAAUGAUAGAAAUUUAAACACCGACCGCGUACGCGCUACACGCGGAUCCCUGUGUAAAUUUAAAUUCAAAUGUCAUUCGCGGAACGAACGAUAACGUGGCAGUCAAUGUGUCGUUUGUAAAAAUAAUGCUGACCGGAGCAGUGGGAGGUUUUCAGCAGAUAUUUCCCAAUCCGUGUAUCACCAUAGAUCAUUCUGAAAUUUUCCAAAUUUAUAUUUUCAAUGUAUCAAGAAAUUGGUAGAUUUGAAAAUAUUGUAAUAUAGUAAUCUGUUUUGUGAAGAAAUUGCUUUGUUAUUUCAAUACACCGAUCGAUCGUACGAAACUACCUGCUGACUCGAACUUGACGAAUUCCAAGAUGUCCGCCUUGUCGAGCGCGAAAAACUAACAGCCAAAGCGAUUGUAAACGCCGCUAGCGAGCUCGUUGGCGCAAACUGAGCCGAACAAAGCGAAAGACGCGAUCGCGAGGAAUCGAUCCCCCGGAUCGAAGUGAUAAAAAUUAAAAAUGCGGUCGUGCAUGCUUGAAUCGCUCGGCCUAAAGGAGCUUCUUCUUUUCCGUGAGACUGCGGGAACCUAUCGAGACACGAGACUUCUCUCGCGGAAUAGAACCGCGAGAAAAGGUGAAUUUUAGAGAGCAAUGGCCGUGGAACUCAUUAAAACGUCUUCGAAGACCUUUGACGACGGUUCCGGCAUCGAGGUACAUAUUUCAUUCGCGAUUAAUUGUAUUUUAAGUAUAUUAAUCGAUUAAAAUUGUAUCGAAGCGACCGUUUUGUACAUGUACGUGUAUAUAUACACAUACAUACACGUACAUGUACAACUACUAUGAUCCACUAAUGGAGAAAAAAAGAUUACUAUAACUGUAAAUGAGAUGCGUAAGCGUGGUAUGGAAGAAGAGCGUGUUCUCUUCGCGUGUACGUGUGUAUGUACGUGUGUACGUAUGUGUGAGCGUGUAUGAGUGUGAGAAAGAACGAGAGACAAUUAGGUAAACGAAAUAUCCGAGAAAAUAAACAAAACCGAGAGACCGACAAAGAAGUGUACUCUUAACUGGCUUUGUGUACUAUACGCGCGAGGCGAAGAGUGUUUUAAGCUUCUGCGUUCUUUUUAUUUUUUUUUUUUAACGCCAACGCGGCGCGAAUGGGCGAGGAAAAUAACGAUAGCUCGUGAUUUCUCGUACGACUUUUCGUUUAUUCUCGUUUUUUUAAUCAUCGCACCAACCACCUCUUGCCAUCUUCGCGAAUCCGAUCUCGCCCCUUGCAUUCACGUUUAUCUU
Messenger RNA from Colletes gigas, 9413 nucleotides. RefSeq names its product casein kinase I-like. The transcript has 9 exons. Gene Ontology annotation, biological process: signal transduction; endocytosis; peptidyl-serine phosphorylation. Gene Ontology annotation, cellular component: cytoplasm; nucleus. Bases 564 to 1808 code for a protein of 414 amino acids. Gene Ontology annotation, molecular function: ATP binding; protein serine/threonine kinase activity. Lineage: Eukaryota; Metazoa; Arthropoda; Insecta; Hymenoptera; Colletidae. The record is from RefSeq and is a predicted model, not a curated record.